GCCAAACUCUGUAGAUUAGGGCUUUAGUGUUUGUGUGUGAAGACCAAAGAGAAGAGAGAAAGAGAUGGAGAUGGAGGAUUACAUGGAUCAUUUUAGCCACGAGCACCGGCUGAGCCUAGAGGAGGUAAUGAUCGGAGAGAAUCAUGACUGUCGGGGAUGUGGAAUCGCCAUCAAAGGUCAAACAUAUGCCUGUAAAUUACCCGAUUGCAGUUUCUAUCUUCACAAGCUAUGCGCCUCUGCUCCCAAACAUCUUGAAUCCUCCCCUGAAUCUAUUCAUCCUCAACAUCCCCUCACCCUCCAACCAGGCCCCCCUUAUUCUUCUUCUUCUUCCUCCUCCUCCUCCUCCUCUUCUGGUAGCUUCUUUGAUUGCAAUAUCUGCGAGAAUCGCUUCUCGUCUGGAUUUGCCUACCGUUGUUCACACUGUAAAUUCUCCGUCGACUUGAGAUGCGUUGCUUUGACAUCCCAUUUUAUUGACCUCGGUCACGAGGGUCACCCUUUAACGCCAUGGCUGUUCCCGGUAGCUCCGUCUUACGUAUGCUCCGCUUGCGGCACGAAACACGAAGAAGAAUCAGGACAGGGGAUCUCAUUCCUUUGCCAGAAAUGCCCGUUUUGGAUUCACGAACGGUGUUUGGAGUUGUCUGUGAGAGUCAACAUUGACGGCCAUCCUCACCCUCUUAGAUUAGCCCAUGGAAUGACCCGAGAUUGGGACGGCGUUUACAGAUGUUUCAUUUGCAAAGAGGAUGAAUAUGAUGGCACUUAUUGGUUUUAUGUCUGUUUGGCUUGUAAUCUUUUUGUUCAUCUCAAGUGCCUAAGAAGAUUCAGAUUUGCCCCCAAAAGGGUUGAGAUCAAAACCAUCGAUUGUUCCGAUGAUCUGAUUCACUUGCCGGUACCUGAUCUUCAAUCAAUUUUACCACUUUUGACUGGGUUCAUCCAACAACUCUGCAAAUUAGAGGAAGAAUCAGACACUGAUCUCCAGCUCCGGCACAUGGGUCACGAUCAACAUCCUCUGCUACUCGUCGAUCGUGUCAACGAUGAUGUUAUCAAAACCUGCGAUGCCUGCAUACUACCCAUAUCAUCUCCACCGUUUUACAAAUGCGAAUCAUGCGACUUCCGCUUACACAAAUGGUGCGCCGAUCUACCGAAGGAGCUGAAAGAGCAUCCCAUCCACCCAGAACACCUUCUAACCCUCUUCAUUCUGGCUAAGGACUCUUACCCAUUUGGUAUCUUCACCUGUAACAGCUGCUGGUUUCCCGUCAACGGAUUCGCUUACAAAUGCACUGAAUGUUCAGAUUAUACCAUCUGCGUGCGAUGCGCAUCUCUUCCACGCACUAUCCUCCACGAAGCACACGACCACCCUCUCUCUUUAAAACAGGGGUCUUUGACCUUGACCUGCGCCAGUUGUCGCGUAUGUAGGUACUAUUCCGAUUCGUUCUUGCCAACGUUUACUUGCGAAGAUUGUUGUUUUGGGAUCCACCCGUUAUGCGCUUUACUACCUCGAACUAUCGAGCACCGGUUCGACGAAGAACACCCGUUCGUGUUGUCAUAUCCAACUACGCCGGCGAGUUUCGUGGAAAUUGAUGACCCGAGUGCCAACCCGUUUUGUGAAUUCUGCGAGAAGACUGUGGAGUUGAAAUCUGGGUGGUUGUAUCAGUGUUUGGAUUGUAACAUGUUUGGUUGCAUUGGUUGUUUUGCAAAAGAUUUGAGCUUGUUUUUGAUGAUUAAGCACGGCGGCGCCUACAAUUCGUCUCAUCAUCGGGAACAUCCUUUAGCCUGUGUUCCGAUGACUGAUGCUGACGAGAAAGGUUGUGAUCGGUGUGGUGGAAAGGAGUAUAAUGGUAAAUUUGGGUUUGAAUGUGGUCUCUGUAAAAUUAUGCUCCAUUUUCACUGCUUAGCUCCUUUACAAGAAAAUAGUUAAGACUGUACAUAUAGUUUUGAAAGAAUCUCAAAUUUGUAAAAUAUGUGAACACUAAGCCUUUAUAUAUUUUACAUUUAAUACAAAAAUCUUU
This is a messenger RNA of Impatiens glandulifera, 2006 nucleotides long. RefSeq lists its product as uncharacterized. Lineage: Eukaryota; Viridiplantae; Streptophyta; Magnoliopsida; Ericales; Balsaminaceae. The record is from RefSeq and is a predicted model, not a curated record. The transcript has 2 exons. Gene Ontology annotation, molecular function: zinc ion binding. Bases 65 to 1915 code for a protein of 616 amino acids.